Pungitius pungitius (ninespine stickleback) is the source of this 2896-nucleotide messenger RNA. RefSeq names its product serine threonine kinase 39 (gene stk39). NCBI's taxonomy places the organism in Eukaryota, Metazoa, Chordata, Actinopteri, Perciformes, Gasterosteidae. Gene Ontology annotation, biological process: protein phosphorylation. The coding region runs from base 33 to 1550 and encodes 505 amino acids. The transcript is spliced from 18 exons. Gene Ontology annotation, cellular component: cytoplasm. The record is from RefSeq and is a predicted model, not a curated record. Gene Ontology annotation, molecular function: ATP binding; protein serine/threonine kinase activity.
CUUCCUCUAACUAGCGCAGAAUCAUCAUCAUCAUGGCGGAUCAAGGCGAAGCUCCAGCUCCCGUCCUCCCCCCGCAACCGGCACUGACAACCGGCUGGCCCAUCACCAGGGAGUCGUACGAGCUGCAGGAAGUCAUAGGCAGCGGGGCCACAGCUGUGGUGCAGGCCGCCCUCUGUACCCCCAGACAGGAGCGCGUCGCCAUAAAGAGAAUAAACCUGGAAAAAUGCCAGACCAGCAUGGAUGAGCUGUUGAAAGAAAUCCAGGCAAUGAGCCAGUGCUACCAUCCCAAUGUUGUCACCUACUACACCUCCUUUGUAGUGAAGGAUGAACUUUGGUUAGUCAUGAAGCUUCUGAGUGGAGGCUCCAUGCUGGAUAUAAUUAAGCACACAAACAAAGUAGAGGACAGAAAUCGACAUCUGGAUGAACCUAUUAUUGCUACUAUAUUAAAAGAAGUCCUUGAGGGCCUGGACUACCUGCACAGAAAUGGACAGAUUCACCGGGAUGUGAAGGCUGGGAACAUACUACUGGGAGAAGACGGAUCCGUUCAGAUUGCAGAUUUUGGAGUAAGCGCAUUCCUUGCCACAGGGGGAGACAUGACAAGAAACAAAGUGCGAAAGACGUUUGUCGGCACGCCAUGUUGGAUGGCGCCGGAGGUGAUGGAGCAGGUCCGAGGCUAUGAUUUCAAAGCAGAUAUAUGGAGCUUUGGAAUUACCGCCAUCGAGUUAGCAACAGGCUCGGCACCGUACCACCGCUACCCUCCCAUGAAGGUUUUAAUGCUCACCCUGCAGAAUGAUCCGCCCACUCUAGAGACCGGCAUAGAGGACAAGGAAAUGCUAAAAAGAUACGGAAAAUCGUUUAGAAAGCUAAUAACUAUGUGCCUUCAGAAGGAUCCGGCCAAAAGGCCGACAGCCGCAGAGCUUUUGAAGUGUAAAUUCUUCCAAAAGGCUAAGAACAAAGAAUUUUUGGUUGAAAAGCUUUUGAGUUGCGCACCAAAGAUUUCCCAGAGAGCGAAGAAGGUGAGGAGAGUCCCGGGCUCCAGUGGCCACCUGCACAAGACAGAGGAUGGAGACUGGGAGUGGAGCGACGACGAGCUGGACGAGAGCAGCGAGGAGGGCAAGGCGGCGGUGAACCAGGGCAGGUCACGAAGAGUCACAGAUGAGGCCAAAGAUAAUGAGGAGAACACCAACAAUGUCCCUAUUGAAGGGUUGUCUAUUCAGCAUCCCCAGGUCGAACCCUUUGGAAAUACGCCCUACAUUGACGGCGCUGUGAACAUGGUGCUACGACUAAGGAACUCUAAAAAGGAGCUUAAUGACAUCCGGUUUGAAUUCACCCCUGGGCGAGACACAGCUGAGGGGGUUUCCCAGGAACUGUUCUCGGCCGGCCUGGUCAACGGGCACGAUGUUGUUGUUGUUGCUGCUAACCUUCAGAAGAUUGUAGAUGACCCAAAUACCUACAAAGUGUUGACCUUUAAGCUGAUUUCGGGCUGCGACGACACGGAGAUCCCGGACGAGGUGAAGCUGAUCGGCUUCGCACAGCUUAGUGUUUGCUGAUGCUUCUUCACGCCGCUGCAGGUGAGACAGCGGGCAGACGCUUCGGGGCAGACGGAGCGACACACACACACCAUCACCUCCUGCCACACCUUCCCCACCACCCGACCCGAAGACUCAAACCCCCUCCUCCCUUACUCCUUUUCACUUUCCCACCGCCCUUCCCACACGCCAACCUCCCUGCUUACUGUCCCCUGACCUUUAACCUUAAAAACAUUCCACGGCCCAGCGGACGAAGAGGCAGCGCUGGAACUCAAGUGGUGACAAAGGGUGAUUAAGAUGUAGCUUUGGAUGUUUUUUUUCCCUUCUUUCUUUUACUUGUUUUACACAUCACAUUACCUUUGUGUUCAGCACGACUCUCAUUAUUUAUUGAAAUGAGAAGGAAUUUCCUUAUGUGGUUUUGUUGCCAUGGUGAAAAACAAAUUGACUGGCAGCCCACAAACAAACUAAUUUGUGAUUAUUUCCCAGAGGUCUUUGACAGAAUGUAAAAUUCAGUUAAUUUAUGGAGAAAAGCACAUUUUCCUAAUAACACAAUGAAUGUCUAAAAAGAGAAUGAGUUGUAUUAUGUGUUGUCAAGACCUGUUUCACACUGACAGGAAGGGAACCGUGUGCUUGAGAGUGCAGGGAAAAAAACAAAGAGACCUGAAUGCUACUGUGUUUAAUUUGCUACUCUCGACAGUUCGAAAUGUUAGAGGUGCCUUGUUCAUUUUUCUGUGCCUAAGAAAGUAGACAAUGAGUGAGCAGACACAAAGAGCAGAACCUGCUGAUUACCAUUUCAGUUCAAGUCAAGUAUUUUAACUUAACGAGACAAGCUACAAUGCACUUUUGGGCUGAGUGUGUGCCCCCCCCCCCAACAAGCUGAUGCGUAGCCCCUAGAGACAAGUUAACUUGUGUGCUUUUGUCAUCAGAUUAAUGAAGCAUAACACAACCUGCAGUCAUGUAAUCAGCUCUGGUUGACGUGUAUUUGGAUCACAGGUUAAUUGACAAAACCACAACAGUUUAAUUUGCUUGCACUGUCCUGCUGCUGCACUACUAAACCCUUUCUUCCCCAAAGCGUAGUGGUUACUAAAAUGUACUGUAUGACAAUGCAUCUGGGGUUGAGACCAAAAGGUAACUAUUAAAAGGGUGACAAGCCAUUUGUUUGUCCAAAUACGUCCAGUUCUAAAUUAUUUUUUAAGUAUUGAAAGGGUAAAUAUUACUUUCUACUUAAUUCUUUAUUAUAAAGUAAUUUAUUGCGUUUUCUAUGUACAGUAUAUGUCCCAUUUCAGCAUAUAACCCUUGUUCCUUCUCUGUAAUCAGCUGAUGUCAAAUUUCUGACAAAGAGCCACAAUAAAGAAUUGCUAUUAUUU